Molecule: messenger RNA, 510 nt
Organism: Eruca vesicaria subsp. sativa (arugula)
Lineage: Eukaryota; Viridiplantae; Streptophyta; Magnoliopsida; Brassicales; Brassicaceae
Source: the annotation of a GenBank genome assembly
AUGGCGGUCGUCGUCUCCGUUCAUCGUCUUUAUGCAACCCACGUGAUCUCUGAGAAUCCUAAUCCUCCUAAACUUCACUUCAAACUCAAUACGUCUCGCCUGAGCUUUCAUCAUCUUCCUCAGACAAACAAGCACAAGCUCCGUUGCUUAUCUGCAAAACCGACACCUUCGAGUCCAAACCCUGAAUCUCCUAAAGAUGGGGAAGAGCAAGAGAGUGUAGGUGUCAAAGCAGCUUUAGCAAUGCUCAGAUUCUACAAGAGGGAGAUAUCGCCGGUGUUACCUAGAAGCUGCCGUUACGUUCCAACUUGCAGUGAGUACUCAAUGGAAGCUUACAAAAGAUAUGGAGUUCUCAAAGGCACUGUUCUCACCACUUGGCGUCUCUGCCGCUGCAAUCCUCUUGGUGGAUCUGGUUUCGAUCCUCCAAGAUGGUUUGGUGAGAGUGUGAUCACACCCCAAGAAGAAGAAGAAGAAGAAGAUAGCUAUGGCAAUGAGGAUGAAAUAGAGAUUUGA